AUGACGAGCUGGAGACGACUUGUUUACUUGUUUUCCAAUUUUGUAUGGCUUGCUAGAUUGCCGUGUUUAGGGGUCCUCGUUUACUUCUCCUCACACGUUAACAGCCUGUCCCCGUCAAGUUCCCUCGCCGUCGACACCACACCAAGAGCGGCCCUUGUAACCUUGGUCCACGACUACGACCUCGAGCCUCUGCUUUCGUCAAUUCAUCAGCUGGAAGAUGCGUUCAAUAAGAAGUACAACUACGACUGGGUGUUUUUCAGCACAGAGCCACUAAGCGAUGAGUUCCGUCGAAUCACCUCAAAUGCAACUUCGUCUACAUGCGUAUACGAGGUGGUCAGGCAGGACGAGGCCAAAGUCCAUCGCUGGCAAAAUGAUCGGCUAAAUCAAGAACAUCUACCUUCGCAAACUUCUCAGGACGCUCCAUCGCCGACUCGCGGCGACGUAUUGGAACCAAGACAGACUUUCCGCCAACUGAAACGAUGGAACAAUGGGCCCUUUGCCAAAGAGAAACGACUUCAGACCUAUGAGUGGUUUUGGAGGAUUGAGCCAGGUGCUCAAUUUACACAUGAUAUUGGAUUCGAUAUUUUUCGCUUCAUGAGAGAUCACAACAUUUCGUACGGGUCCAACAAAGCAAAUUUGGCACCAGUUCACCCGUCAAUGCUUUCACAACACGUAAAGGGCUUCCUGGAUAAACACCCUCAUUUGCUGCACGCAGAAGCUGAGAUUGCUUGGUUGUUGAGGUCUGGAAAUUACCGUGAACUGCAAAACCACCCAGAGGAAUCUCAAGAAACAUAUUCUGAUGCCAAACAGAUUGACGAUGACGCAAAUACACCAGCAGAGGCCUUUACUACUUGGCUGCGGACAUUUUAUGAGAGCGGCACGUCACCCAAAUUUGAGAUUGGUUCUCUCUCCUUUCUUCGGAGCCAUAGCCAUCAGGUCCUUUUGGAUCACUUUGAUGAAUACGAUAGUUCUUACGACGAAGGAAUUCCCGAUAUGUUGGUCCCAACUAUUAGUGCAAGCAUGUUUCUGCCACAAAAGAGUGUUUGGAACUUCCGCCAAAAAGACAGAGGGCUUACCAGCUGGCCACUACCUCCUGAUUCAACCCCAGAGCCGAGGCUCAAACUCUGGCACCGCAUGAAGCGAGCGGUGCGAAAUGAUUCACACCCGAAAAUAGCGAAUCAGAGGCCAAGUUCUUUGCGCGGUGGCCAAAGCGGUUUGAAGGAUCGAUUUGCUCUUUGGGAUAUGAUAGCUGAGGACUUUGGCAGACAGGAGACCAUACCGAGCCUUCGAUCUGGUGACACGGUAAUUGAUGAGCGCAACUUUGCACUCAGCUAA
This is a messenger RNA of Pochonia chlamydosporia 170, 1335 nucleotides long. RefSeq names its product alpha-1,2 mannosyltransferase KTR1. The transcript is spliced from 3 exons. Lineage: Eukaryota; Fungi; Ascomycota; Sordariomycetes; Hypocreales; Clavicipitaceae. Gene Ontology annotation, molecular function: alpha-1,2-mannosyltransferase activity. Bases 1 to 1335 code for a protein of 444 amino acids. The record is from RefSeq and is a predicted model, not a curated record. Gene Ontology annotation, cellular component: Golgi apparatus; membrane. Gene Ontology annotation, biological process: protein O-linked glycosylation; cell wall mannoprotein biosynthetic process; protein N-linked glycosylation.